Messenger RNA from Plasmopara halstedii, 693 nucleotides. RefSeq lists its product as uncharacterized. Bases 1 to 693 code for a protein of 230 amino acids. The record is from RefSeq and is a predicted model, not a curated record. The transcript has a single exon. NCBI's taxonomy places the organism in Eukaryota, Oomycota, Peronosporomycetes, Peronosporales, Peronosporaceae.
AUGGGUCAGUUUGUAAAGUGGUAUCAAGAAGUUCAUGCUGAUGCUUCGCGUGAUGCAGCCGAAAAAGACAGGUAUAUUUUUUCAGCUCUAGCAUCAAACGUUAAAGCCCCCUACCUGUAUGCUUCAAUAACGACGGCGAUAAGGAACAACGAUGAGAUUGGUCUUGCUUUCGAGAGAUUGUUAUUUGAGGACUGGGUCAGAUCUAUCGGUCGUGGCAACUUCAUGAAAAAUGAAAAAGUUUUACAAUACCUUCAACAUGAUCAUGAUUCUCUUGACGGUCAGAAGAUGACGAGAUUGCAGUUGACACUGGAUAAAGAAAACCAUUUCCUGUUCGACGACUUCAUGAAAUUGAAAUCGACCGUAUACUUGAAGCGCAGCUACUAUCAGCCUCUGUUGGCCAACUUCAAGGCAAAUCAUGACGGCAAGGUGGAUAAUAAGUACCCGAAUCUGCGGCAUAGUCAAACCUUCGACAUUGAUGCCUUGACAAAUCUUGACGAACUGGAUAGGGCAGUGACCGACUUUAAAGCUGAUUUUGGUCGGUACCUUUUGUCUAAGCUGCGUAUUAUUGCGAAUGACAAAGACAUCUCGGAACUGCUACAGGAGCUAGCAGAUACUAAUCUGAUGAGUGAUUCUCUUCGAAAGGUCAAAGCUGCAUUGAUAGCGAGCAAGACGUCAGCACAGCCAAAGCACUAG